CUUCUGUAAAGAAAUGGCUGUGGAUGUUCUCACCAGCAACCUUUCGCGGCAACCAAAAGAACGAAUUUUCCAAAACGCGUUUUUGACCUCCUCGUGAUCGUCAACAUCGCCAUAACCCCUUUUCUUUCUUCUCCCAAUUGCCCUCUUCUGCCUCUCAGCAAUGGCGGCAACGUCGAUUUACACCUGCGUUGAAUGCGGGACCAACUUGGACCUUAACCCGGCCCAUCUCUACCCACCAGACUUCUACUUCGAGGCAGGAAACAAGGGCACCCUCUCCUUCUCCGCUGUCGACUCCACCAAAUUCAGGUUCGAGAAGGAGGACAAGAUCAGGCCGUUCUUCGAGACCCUCAAUUACUGGGGAAUCCAGAGGAAGCGAACCAAGAUCUUGUGCAAAAGUUGUGGGAGGGUCGUGGGCUAUGUCUACGACGAUGGGCCUCCUCUCACUGAUAGUCCGGGGCAGUUCCACUUCGGGCCCAGCCAGGUGAUCCCUAGGGCUCCGAGGUUCCGGUUCAAGACCAAAGCUUUACGUGUUGCUUCCGAAACUUGAAGUCUGGGGAUUUGGGGUUUUCGGGUUUUGAACUCUGAAAGGGGAUUUUUGUGAAUUUUCUGAUAUAGUUAUAUAUGUUUGAUUAUUAGAUUGUCCGAUUGGAUCUGUAGAAUGACGUGCUGUCGAUUAUAUACUGUGUUAUGCAUACAUGAAACAAUAAAAGUUCUCUGUUUCGUUC
Tripterygium wilfordii is the source of this 725-nucleotide messenger RNA. RefSeq lists its product as uncharacterized. Lineage: Eukaryota; Viridiplantae; Streptophyta; Magnoliopsida; Celastrales; Celastraceae. The record is from RefSeq and is a predicted model, not a curated record. The transcript has a single exon. The coding region runs from base 161 to 547 and encodes 128 amino acids.